Messenger RNA from Fukomys damarensis (Damara mole-rat), 1006 nucleotides. RefSeq names its product troponin T1, slow skeletal type (gene Tnnt1). Bases 357 to 935 code for a protein of 192 amino acids. Gene Ontology annotation, biological process: regulation of muscle contraction; slow-twitch skeletal muscle fiber contraction; sarcomere organization. Lineage: Eukaryota; Metazoa; Chordata; Mammalia; Rodentia; Bathyergidae. The record is from RefSeq and is a predicted model, not a curated record. Gene Ontology annotation, molecular function: tropomyosin binding; troponin T binding. Gene Ontology annotation, cellular component: troponin complex. The transcript is spliced from 9 exons.
CCUUACACCUGGGGACAGGUCUGGGGGUCUGGACGCUUGGGUUCCAGAAAGGGGGGGUCCCCAUACCAGUGCUGAAUGUAUAUCUGAUGCGUGUGACCCUCAUCCUCCUGUCCGUGUCCCCACUUAUCUGACCUCUUCUCCCCGUGCCCUUCCCCAGAACUGCCCUUGGGGGUCUUUCCCUGUCUCCUGGGGCUGGGGGGCUGCACUCCUAGACUCUUGCUAAUGGUCUCUUUGUAUCCCCCUCACCAUCAGAAGAGGAGCGCCCCAAACCUAGCCGUCCAGUGGUAACCCCCUUGAUUCCCCCCAAGAUCCCAGAGGGGGAGCGCGUGGACUUCGAUGACAUCCACCGCAAGCGCAUGGAGAAGGACCUCCUGGAGCUGCAGACCCUCAUUGAUGUGCACUUCGAGCAGCGCAAGAAGGAGGAGGAAGAGCUGGUGGCGCUGAAGGAUCGCAUUGAGCGGCGCCGGGCAGAGAGGGCUGAGCAGCAGCGCUUCAGGACCGAGAAGGAGCGCGAGCGGCAGGCCAAGCUGGCGGAGGAGAAGAUGCGGAAGGAGGAGGAGGAGGCCAAGAAGCGCGCAGAGGACGACGCCAAGAAGAAGAAAGUGCUGUCCAACAUGGGGGCCCAUUUCGGGGGCUACCUGGUCAAGGCGGAGCAGAAGCGAGGCAAGCGGCAGACCGGGCGGGAGACGAAGCUGCGGGUCCUGUCCGAGCGGAAGAAGCCCCUGAACAUCGAGCACAUGGGCGAGGAGCAGCUCCGGGAGAAGGCCCAGGAGCUGUCAGACUGGAUCCACCAGCUGGAGUCGGAGAAGUUCGACCUGAUGGCGAAGCUGAAGCAGCAGAAAUACGAGAUCAACGUGCUGUACAACCGCAUCAGCCACGCGCAGAAGUUCCGGAAGGGUGCAGGAAAGGGCCGAGUCGGAGGCCGCUGGAAGUGAGAACGCCUGGAUGUGACCGGGGGCGCAGGGAGCUGGCAGAGUUUCUCAUCGUAACUCGAAAUAAACGUUCU